AGAGGAGGGGAAGAGGAAAGAAGAAAAGGUGGAACAAAAAGAGGAAAAGGGGAAGGAGGAAGAGGGAAAGAAAAAAGAAAAGGGAAAGAAUAAAGGAAAGAAAGAGGUGAAAGAGCAGCAAGUGAAGGCACCCAUCGCUGCUCCAGAGCCUGAGCUGAAAACAGAGCUGGAGAUUGAACAGGCCCCUGAUCAGCACUCAGUUAGCAGUGCAGAGACUCAGCCCGCUCAAGAGGAGCACAAGCAACAGUCCAAGAUAAAGAGGGAGUCUGUGGCAGAAGAGGGCCAAAAAGAGGACACUCAGAAAAAAGAGGGGGAAAAAGACCAAAAGGAGGAAGAAGUCAAAAAAGAGGAAAAGAAAACAGAGGAGGCAACAAAGGAGAAGCCUAAAAAAGAAAAGAAGACUGAGAAAAAAGCAGAAGAGGCUAAAGGCUCUAAAAAACAAAAAACCAUGCAGUGCACAGUCACCUUACUGGAUGACGCUCAGUUUGAGUGUGAACUUGAUAAACAUGCAAAAGGCCAAGAACUGUUUAUGCAGGUGUGUGACCACCUCAACCUGUUGGAGAAAGAUUACUUUGGCCUGGCCAACUGGGAAACCCCAACCAGCAAGACAUGGUUGGAUCCCUCCAAAGAGAUUCGGAAACAGGUUCCAGGCGCUGUCUAUGAGUUUACAUUCAAUGUGAAGUUCUACCCCCCUGAUCCAGCGCAGCUCACUGAAGACCUCACCAGGUACUAUCUGUGUCUGCAGCUGAGGAAGGACAUCAUUCGUGGCACCCUGCCCUGUUCCUUUGUCACACUGUCCCUGCUGGGCUCCUACACUGCCCAGUCAGAGCUGGGUGAGUACGACCCAGAGAUCCAUGGAACGGACUAUGUCAAGGAGCUGAACCUUGCCACUGGGCAGACUCAAGAGCUUGAAGAAAAGGUGAUGGAGCUGCAUCGCACAUACAGGUCAAUGAGUCCAGCCCAAGCAGAUAUGUUGUUUCUGGAAAAUGCCAAGAAACUUGCCAUGUAUGGAGUGGACCUACAUCAAGCCAAGGAUCUGGAGGGAGUUGACAUUAUGUUGGGGGUUUGCUCUAGUGGUCUGAUGGUUUACAAGGACAAGCUGAGGAUCAACCGCUUCCCUUGGCCCAAAGUACUUAAGAUCUCUUACAAGCGCAGCAGCUUCUUCAUCAAGAUCCGACCAUCAGAGCAAGAGCAGUAUGAGAGUACAAUUGGCUUCAAACUGCCCAACUACAAAGCCUCUAAGAAGUUGUGGAAAGUUUGUGUUGAACACCAUACCUUCUUCAGGGUUUCAACAGUAGAGCCCCCCUCUUCACGUCGCUUCCUUGCCCUGGGCUCUAAGUUCCGGUACAGCGGGAGAACCCAGGCCCAGACCCGCCAGGCCAGCGCCGAGAUUGUCCGCCCAGCUCCUCGCUUCACACGCUCUGCCAGCAAGAGGCUGUCCCGUAACUUAGAUGGAGCUGGAGAUGAUACUCUCCAGUCCCUGCAAAAGCUCUCAGUCUCAAACAGGUCUGAGGUUGAUGAUUGGUUCAUGAUGCUGGAAUCUGACAAGCCGGAGCCUUUUCCAGAACUGUCAGCCAGUGGGGAGUCCUUACAGACAUUUAAACAGUCCUGGGAGGAGGGGCAGUCUAUUCAGACAUCAACAGCAACCUGGCAGGAAACUGAGACUGACCAGGCUGGCUCUUAUACCUUCACCCAGACUUUCAGUCAGUCACAGCAGGGACUGACAUCUGAUGAGCAACAGCAGGGGAGAACAGAGGAUGAGUGGUCUGUCCUGCUCCAUCGUAAUCCUUCUCUUCCCUUUGUGCCACCCUUUGAUAGUGUAAAAAAAACAGCUAAGCCCAGGUAUGCAAAAAAGAGCUCUGGAGCUAUGGACCGGUUAUUACAGCCAGUGCUCAAACAGCAAGAUGAUUGGUUCCAGCACUUCGACCGCACCCUCACCAUACCCUCACUUGAGUAUGUCAGCAGACCUUCAUUCUCUGUCCCAGUCCAGCCUGAGCCCCAGGAGACGGAUGAGCAAGGAACAGUUGUGGUAGAACAGAAAGAGACCACUGAGGAAGUCAUUAUGAAGCUACAGGAAACAGUGACCGUGGUAGACAGACUGAAAGAGGCAGAGGUUUUGGAAAAGAAGCUGAGGGAAGUGAGGUUUUUAGAGGAGAGGCUCCAGGAAGUGGACGAGCUGGCAGACAAAAUCCAGGAAGCAAUAGAAGAGGAAUUGGGGAAAGAGGAAGUAGAUAAACUGUGGCAGGAAGAAAGAGAGAAGGAGAAAGAAGUGAAACAUGUCAGAUUCAUAGCAAAGGAAAAAUCACUGAAGAAGGUUGAGACAAAGGAUGAAGGUGAAGUAGAUGAGUUGGAGGAGCAAAUAAAGGAGGUGUUUUUAAAGGGCUUGCUGCCUGAGGAGGAAGAAAGCAUGGUCCAGGAAAAGAGUGAGAAAGAGGUGAUAGAUGAGAAUCUGAAAGAUGAUGGGUUAAGAGAGAGGCUACGCCAGAUAGAAAGGGAAUGGCAAGAAGAGAUCGAGGAGAAGUUAAAGUCUGAAUCUGAAGAUGCCACCACCACCACCACAACCAUCAUCUCUGUAGUGCCAGUCCAAAGGGUGGAGAGAAGAACUAAAAAGAGAGUGACCAUUGUAGAAGAAAGAUGGCAGCAACAGAGGGAUACAGAAGAGGAGCAGUUACCGCCUAUUCUGAUAUCAGGGGAGAGGUCAGAAAAAGAGGAGAUAUGGCGCGAGACAGAAUAUCUUGAGGAGAGAAUUGAGAGAGAAGUUGUAGAGGGGCGUCAGGCUGAGGGUCUUAAGGAUGUCUGGUUCAUACUUUUUGACCGCUCUCCAUAUGAGGCUGUUGUGAGACCAUCAGUUACCAUGAUGGAGCGUGCUCAGGUGGAGUUAAAAGAACGUUUUACCUCAAAGACUGAAAUUACAACAGUUGAGGAGAAAAGAGACGUCAUUGUUGAGCAGACAGAAAUAAGGGAAGAGGAACCAACACCAGCCCCAGAAAUCCCACCAUCGCAGACCUUCAGAGAAAUAGAGGAUGACUGGUUUGUGUUGCUGGAUGUUGUUCCCAGGGAAAUGGCUUAUGUGCCACCAGUGCUCUUAAAAGAAGGUGACCAGAUGGAUACAGAACGUGUCACCUCUGAGGCAGAUAUUACAGCGGAGAGAGAGGAGAGAAGGGAAAUCAUAGUUGAAGAGCUCAAGACAAGAGCAGAGGAACCAAGACAGUUACAGGAGAUCACACGACAGCCAGUGCCAGAGAGAGAAGAUGAUUGGUUUGUGUUGUUGGAUGUUGUUCCCAGAGAAACAUCUUAUGUACCACCAGCUGCUGUUGUGGAGCAUGUUCAAGUAUCUCAAGAAGAGCGUGUCACUCUGGUCGAAAUAACAACAGUUGAACUGAGAGAAAAAAGAAUGGAGGUUGUAGUCGAAGACAUAGAAAUGAAACAAGAUCUAAGUCCCAAGCAAGAAAUGGUACCACCACCACCACCACCACCUGUGAGAGAGAGAGAUGAUGACUGGUUUGUGCUACUGGAUGUUCCCCCUAGAAUUUCAACAUUUGUACCACCAGUCACCAGGGAGGAAUAUGUUCAGGUUUAUCCAGAAGAAAGCGUUUCUGCUGUGGUUGAAGUGAAAACAGAGACCAGGCAGGAGGUCAUAGUUGAAGAGAUCAUGGUGCAGAAAGGGGAGGUCAAGAGGCAGAUUACUCCACAGCAGCAAAUAUCCCCACCAGUGACAGAAAGAGAUGAUGACUGGUUUGUGCUGCUGGAUGUUGUUCCCAGAGAAGUUUCCUAUUCACCCCCAGUUUCUCAAGCAGUACCGUUCCAAGUUUAUCCAGAUGUCCUCCAACCUGUAACUGAAGUGAAAAUCAUAGAGCAGAAACCGGCGCUUGUUGUGCUGGAGCAGAUUAGCCAGCAGCCUGCGCAGCCACUGCGUGAGAGAGAUGAUGACUGGUUUGCGCUGUUUGAUGCUGUACGUGAGGAGACCAUCAUAGUACCACCAGUUGUUCCUGUUAAAACUGUUGAGGAUGUGAGAAAGACCUUUGUGGCUGAAGUGACCACCACUGAGACUAGAGCAUGGAAGAGCAUGAUAAUUAGUGUGGACAGCAGGCAAGAAGAGACACGUCGAUCUGAAACUAAAAUGGUGCAAAUUGCACCAUUGUCAGAGAGAGAAGAUGAUUGGUUUGUCCUGUUUGACAUCAUCCGUGAAAAGCCUGUUGUCGUUCCACCAGUUGUUUCGGUUGAGCGUGUUCAAGAUGUGGUGGCAGUCCUCAAGCCAAAACAAGAAGUCCUUGUAGAAGUUGUGAGACAGCCUCAGGUGGUAGUGGAGAUAAAACCACCACAACCAAGAAAGGUGGAUGAUGACUGGUUUGUGCUCCUAGAUGUUCCAGCUAAAACACCAGUGGCUGUGGCUGAACCAUACCGUAUGUAUCCUGAGGUAAGGCCCCCUAAAGAGUUUGCAGCCAUAGAGGUGAGAGCACAGAAGAGAGUUACUAUAGUGGAGGAGAGGUGGCAACAGGAAAUGAUACUACAGCAGAGGCUACCUCAACAACUGAGAGAGGUGGAAGAUGAUUGGUUCAUCCUUCUUGAUGUGGCCCCUAAGAAAUCAGUUGCUGUCCGUGAGCGCGCCCCGUUCUACUCUGACAUAAGACGUGAGGUCAGAGUUCCAGCCACUGAGGCCAAAACCAAGAUUGUUAUUCCAGAGAGGAGACCACUGUUUGAGGAAAGGAUCCUGGAGGAGAGACGUCCGUUUACACGUAGAGAUGUCACAGAUGAUUGGUACAUUCUGCUAGAUGUUGACCUCAAGGAGUCAGUGGUGGGCAUGCAGAAGGGCACCCGUCCAGUCAGCGCUCCAGUCUUCUCCCAGGCUGCCCUGGCAGAGGCAGGUAUCCCUGUGGCCCUCGACCAACCCCAGACCUCCACUCCUAUAAAGACCAGCCGCAAGGAGGAAAGAAAGCUGGAGGUCACUGUGGAAACUGUGGAGCCCCCAAAAACCGAGACUGCGGCUGAGGUCAAGCCAGCAGUGGGGAGGGACCAGAGAGAAGUAGCCUCUACACUGGUACCCACCAUCAAUGGGCACAUUCAGCUUCAGUCUGAGGAGACGAGCACGGAGGCGGUGCGAAUGCGCAAGAAAAGAGCUAAGAAAAUUGAGGGUGACUCAAUUUAUAUCAGACAUAGCAUUUUAAUGUUGGAGGAGUUUGAUAAGCCUCAGGAGGACCUGCUCAGGCAUCAUGCCAGUAUCAGUGAGCUGAAGAGGAACUUCAUGGAAUCCGUCCCGGAGGCCAGGCCUAGCGAGUGGGAUAAGCGCCUGUCCACACAUUCUCCAUUCCGCACCCUGGGGAUCAACGGCCAGCCGCUGCCCAGUGCAGAUGGGCGUUUGGGCAUAAGCGCCGUAAGGGAUGGUUCAGAUACUGAGGCUGCGCAUGAGGAAACCAGCAGCAGUUUGGGCUUUUCAGACAUACCCAGUCCCGCUGUGAGCCGAAAAAGUGAGCCUGAUAGUGUUGAAGCCCACGAUGGCCCUGAUGUGGGAGAGUCAUGUGAUCAGGAAGAGAGUAUAGUUUCUGAGACCUCCUUGGUGCCCAUCGUAGAGGUGGAGAUGGCAAAAAUGCCUCCCUCCCAUCACCCCUGCAGUCUGGCUGUAGAUGAGACCCAGUUGAAGGAGGAGCAGGAGGAAGAAGCUUCAUAUCCCGGGUUGGAGUACUCUGGGACGAUAGUUGGAUCUUCCCCAGCCUCCUAUUUCAUGAGCGGUGGUCCCCAUGUCAUACGCUGCUUCCAGCCCCCUCUGGUGCAGACCCAGACAGUCACCAUCACAGCUAUCUCCAACUCCUUAUCCAGUGACAUCUCCACCACAGAAGUCCCUAUCGUCCCGACCAAGACCAUCACCUAUGAGUCUUCAAAGGCAACAGUUGAUGAGGCAGAUGGGACCAAGGAUGGCGCAACUCUGUCCAGCACCCGGACCUCUACCUCAGAAAGUACCAGUGGCACCACAGUCACCACCACUACCACUCACAUCUCCAAGGUAGUGAAAGGCGGAUCUUCAGAGACUCGCGUAGAGAAGAGAAUUGUCAUAACAGCUGACUCUGAAGCUGACCAAGACCAGGGUAAUGGCGGCGGUGCAUCAGCAAAGUAACUGAAUGACCACCUUCCUUUGCACCAGUGACCCCUCCCCCAUCCCUAAGUCAGAGUGCAGCACUCAGUAGGCCCUGGCCAACACACAGUGACCAGCUCUAUCUACCACGCACACAUACCCACAAAAUAUUUCAUCAGUCCACCUCUGCACCAAAAAUGGUGCUUGUUUAGAUCCUAGUCUUAGUAAUUUCUUUUUUGCAGCCUGGCUGCUCAUUGUAGGUAGAGAAGGGUUCCAUAAUACUCUUGAGUUUGAUGAAAUGCUUAUUUCUCAUCCCGGUAUUCAAAAAGCUUAGUUUUAUUGGUUAAAAAAAAAAAAAAAUCAGUUGAGUGAGUUCUGUUUCAUUUGCUUUUAAAUGCUUUUAUUUUCCUAGGUUGAUACUUUGAAAGUUAUUCAACAUUUUAAGGUUCCGUUAAUUUUAUACAAAUGCACUGUUUUCACUCUAGCUUAGACAAUUUUCAGCAUUUAUUCUCCCUCAGUGUUGGUAGGGGAACAUCAAAUUAAAUUUAAGGGAACUCCUUUUUUGUUUACUUGAUGUCUUUUUAAUUAAGGAGCAGACUUUUUGUUAAAUGAAAUGACAUACCUCACAUGGAUCUAUGUGAACAAAGAUUCUGUGCUCAAAUUUGGACAGUUGUUUGGCUUUGUUCACUGCUCAGGUAAAAGGAAACACAAAAUCCAAUAUUUUCUUCCCCAGUUAGCCAACCACUAGUAGCUUACAUAUUAUUGUAAAUUUUGAAUUGAAAAUCGAUCUAUUUUGAAAUGUUUCUCUAUUUUAUAGAAUUAAUGCUUUUAUAGUAUUUGUAUAAAUUGAGGUUUUUAAGUUAUUCAUAUCCAUCUACACAUUGAAUGGUAGGUUACCAUUUUGUUUACUCUGAAUUUUGAGGUCCCUGUCAAAGACCUUACCUGUCUUGCCUGACACCCUUAAUCCAUUGUCUUAUUCGUUUCCUCUCAUGUUCCACCAGAAUACAUCAAACUUUUCAGAAUUUAUAAAUGACAAAGGAGUGCUUCCCUCUGCCCUACUUUUUGUUGAUAGCAUUGCGUUCGUAACUGACUUGAUUAUACUUGGUUGAUAUAAAAAGUUUAACAAGCUUUGGUCUGUUAUCUCAGGUUUUGAUAUUCUUUGUAAGACUACAGACCUCAAUGAUUGUAUGGGGAAUGUCCAAAAAUGUAUAUCCAGCCCUACCUUAAAUGUACAUUUUUACUCAGCCAAUGAGGUCAAUAAAUAUGAAGCUUGACUGUCACAGUAACUAUGCGUGUAAGAGGUGAAGGCAGCUGUCCCAGUGUAUGUGGCUUUUCUCUCAUAGGGGCACAAUUUUUGUCUUUUUUACAUGUUCUACUAUACAGUAAUUUAUUUGUAAAGUAGGAACUGUUUAAUGUGAUUUGUUGUACUGUGAUGUUUCAACAAAAGCCAGUUUCCGGGCUUCUACUACAGAUGUCACAAUGUUUAUUAUUGCAUUCAUUAUUAAACAAGUUUGUAAAGCCUUUGUACCACAUAGACGAAGUAGAUUGCUCUCACUUGCUGUACCUUGUAUUUUUUCCAUAGAACAAAAAAUGCUUAAAAUAUAUGAAAAACCUUUUAGAUAGUAUGUGUGAUAGCAGCCAUUUUUUAAUGAACUUGAAAAAGCAUUUGGUAUUGUAGCUACAUGAACAAGGACAACCCCCUUCAGAAGGAAAUAUGUAGAAUUUCACAUUAAGAAAAGUAGGGAUUUUAGACAUUGGAAAAUAUUGUUGCUUUCUUGUGACUUAUCCCUGUCUUUCUAUGAAAAAAUAAAAUAUGCAUUAUUUUGCAUUUCA
Molecule: messenger RNA, 7900 nt
Organism: Myripristis murdjan (pinecone soldierfish)
Lineage: Eukaryota; Metazoa; Chordata; Actinopteri; Holocentriformes; Holocentridae
Product: titin-like
Exons: 32
Coding region: 449-6109 (1886 amino acids)
Biological process (GO): actomyosin structure organization; cortical actin cytoskeleton organization
Cellular component (GO): cytoskeleton; plasma membrane
Molecular function (GO): structural molecule activity; actin binding
Source: RefSeq, a predicted model, not a curated record